Molecule: messenger RNA, 429 nt
Organism: Klebsormidium nitens
Lineage: Eukaryota; Viridiplantae; Streptophyta; Klebsormidiophyceae; Klebsormidiales; Klebsormidiaceae
Source: the annotation of a GenBank genome assembly
AUGCUGAUUGUCCAGAGCACCCCGGUCGGCCGCCCGCUCCCUGAUCUCCAGCGUGACGUCAAGGAUGUCAUGAUGGAGGCUGGCAAAGUUGCGAGCGCCGUCCUUGAAGUGCUCACGCAGCACUGGCGGCCAAUGUCGCGCGUUGGUCUGCCGCUCAAAACAGGUUCAGCUCAGCGCACGGCGGGAGGCGGGGGGAGCGGAUUCGCUGCUGGGGCGAACACAUUUGGGGUGGGGGUUAGAGCCUCCGCAACUCGGGCGGUCCAGGCGGCUACUGCCGCCACGGGGCAUGCGGCGCUAGAUGGGGGGCGCGCAGCCGCGGCGCAAGCCUUGGCGUCCGCAGUGCCUGCUCCCAUUAUGCAGGCGCUCCAGCUGCUGCUCCAGAACUUGCCGCAGGCCAACAAGGGCGGGGAGAAGAAGGGAAACUACUAG